Messenger RNA from Dichomitus squalens LYAD-421 SS1, 1506 nucleotides. RefSeq lists its product as uncharacterized. The record is from RefSeq and is a predicted model, not a curated record. The transcript is spliced from 7 exons. Lineage: Eukaryota; Fungi; Basidiomycota; Agaricomycetes; Polyporales; Polyporaceae. Bases 292 to 1353 code for a protein of 353 amino acids.
CGCAUGCUGACGCAAUAUGGCCCCAUGUUCCCAAAGCAGCGCGGAAGUAUCGACUCACCUACUCAAAGCAGCCCCAACUGCCUGGCUAGAAGGCUGCUUCCCUGACAUUCAUCUACAAGCGAGACAGGCGAUAGAAGCCUCCGGGCCAGCAGAAACAGGGAAGACGUGUUUGGAUUAGCUGAUUUCCCCCAUGUUAGACGACCCAAUGAGCUUUGUCGAACAUUCCCUCUGCGUACCAUCGCCUACAUACACACAAAGUCUCAACUUACGGGUUCCACACACAAGUCCAACAUGUCCACCUUGAAGCAGAAAAUCGGACCAAUUGCAGGCGCCCCUCCUUCGGAAACUAUACUGCCGGAAUACGUCUACUUCAAGAACCCAGAUGGCAAGUAUCUCAAGCACUUGCCCAACAACAUCGGAUGGUACGGCCUCAAGUGGGAGCCCACUAAGCCCGAUCUCGAUACCCGUUUCAAGAUUGUUCAAAUCCCUGACCAUCCUGGAAAGUUCUAUGUCACGGGUCCUGCUGAGGAUUACUACACCACCGUCUAUAACCACAAAAAUUCUGGGAGCACUAAACUAUACGACACAGACCAAUCCAAGCUCCCAUCAAACGCCCCGUCCCCUUACCCCGACGCCCUCUGGCGCAUCGUCUCUCUCGGAGGUGAUGACAUCUACCUGAUCCGUAACGCGACGUACGACCGCCCCACUGUCUUCUUGAGCAACAACGAUAAUCAGCGCUACAAGCUCUGGGACCACAACAACGACUCCUGGCUCGAUGUCGUCCGCACGACGACCUACGCCAACGAUUCGAACAAGAUCAAGGUCGAGCGCGCAGCACUCAAGACGGAGGUAUAUGAUGUCAAGUAUAAUGUUGAGGAUGCGGAUCUCGUCGAGCUCCAACCUACGAUUGCGAUCGAGAAGGUGUUGGAGAACAAUACGGGCUCUGAGGGCUCCCAGAGUGUUGCGUACACUUAUACGAAGAGCGACGAGGGAACCUGGAACAACGUUGCCGGAAUUGAGUUGGGACAAUCGUUCGAAUUUGACGCCAAAGUGCCUUUCGUCGCUAAGGGGAAGUUGGAGAUAUCCUUCACCGAGUCCUACCAACACGAGUGGGGUGGAUCGACCAUCAAAUCCACCUCGGUCACCACCACGACUAACAUCACCGUCCCUGCGCACACCAAAGUCAAGCUGACCGUGCUGAUCUACAAGACGCAGCUCAACAUCCCGUUCACCUACACGGAGAGGGUUACUCUGUACGACGGAAGUGUUAUCACGACCAAGAACAAGGAGGGUAUUUACUAUAACGUCCAGUUCAUCAAAGACCAUGCUAUCACUGACAUCAUUGGGAAGUGAAUGCCUCAGUGAUUUGUAGGCGCGUUGAGACCUCCUUGAGAAGGCGUUGCAAAAGUUUCUUGGCGACGAGAAGGAAGUGUCGAAGGCUUCGAGGUGCAGGUGUUGUAGUGUUGAUUUCCUUGUAGCCUUUGUUGCCUGAAUCAUGGUACUGCC